This is a messenger RNA of Cavenderia fasciculata, 2340 nucleotides long. RefSeq names its product ABC transporter B family protein (gene abcB7). Gene Ontology annotation, biological process: transmembrane transport. Lineage: Eukaryota; Evosea; Eumycetozoa; Acytosteliales; Cavenderiaceae. Gene Ontology annotation, cellular component: membrane. The transcript has 6 exons. The coding region runs from base 1 to 2340 and encodes 779 amino acids. Gene Ontology annotation, molecular function: ABC-type oligopeptide transporter activity; ATP hydrolysis activity; ATP binding. The record is from RefSeq and is a predicted model, not a curated record.
AUGAGUAAAGAUAUAAAUAAGCUCAGUCCAUAUGCUUACUUGCAAGAGGAAGAGGAGGAGGAAGAAGAAGAAGAAGAAGAAGAUUUAACCAACAACAACAACAACAACAACAACAACAACAACAACAACAACAACAACAACAACAACAACAACAACAACAACAACAACAACAACAACAUCAACAACAAAUAUAAUCAAAAAAACUAUGGUAGAAAAGCAGGAGCUAUAUUAGCAUCAUCUUUGGGAUCAUUAAACAAUGGAGAUUAUGGUAUUAAAAUGGUAUCAAACACCAACACCACCACUGGUAUGUCUAGUAUGCGCAGUAACAAAAAGAAUACAAAGAUGGUACAGUUUGAAAUUGAAGAUCCAACUACAACAACGAGAAUAGGAUCUAAUUACAAUGACCGAGGUUUUUAUCAUGAUGAUCAAUACGACGACGACGAUGAUGAUGAUGAUUUAGCAUCCAAUAUGUUUUUAGAUGACGAUGAACAACUGUUAUUUAAUAGUAAUUACUCUGCCAAAAGAUGUUUCUAUCGUUUACUUUCAUAUCUCAGGCCACAAUUUUGGUAUUACAUGUUUGCAUUUAUUUCUUUGGGUGUUACCACUCUAUGUCAAUUGUUAUUGCCGUAUUAUUUUGCACAACAAAUUGAACAAACUGUUGACAAGAUGAUUUUUAGUGAUCAAUUUUUUGAAACUUAUCCAAACAUCAACAAAACAGAGAUUAGACAACAAUAUGGAAUCAAUAAUGGUGGCGAAUUUGAUUGGUUUGAAUCAUCAAAAUAUCUUUUAUUUAUUGUCAUUAUACAGAUACCUUUUACUUUUAUUCGUUAUGUUUGUUUCACUAUUGCCGGUUUCAAUUUUGUAACGAAAAUCAAAGCAGACCUAUUCAAAUCUCUAUUGACACAAGAAAUUGGCUACUUUGAUCAAAGUAAAUCAUCUGAAUUAAAUGCUACUCUAUCAUCUGAUACUCUUGUUUUACAAAAUAUAGUUACAGUUUCAUUGUCAACAUUGGCAAGAGGAUUAUUACAAUCGGCUGGAGGAUUGUUAAUUCUUUUAUUUUUGUCAUGGAGAACAACCAUAUUUGUUUUAUCGUUUAUAGGUUUGUUUUUCAUGGGAUAUUUGGUAUUCAAGGCUUUUAUACAUCCAAAGUAUAAAUACAUUCAAGAGUUGUACAGCAGAGCUUCAUCAGUGGUUGACAAUGCCAUCACUAAUAUUACGGAAAUUAGAUUAUUAAAUGCUGAGAGUAAAGAAUUGCGCGCUUUUGAAACAGAGUUGGAAACUAUUUAUCGUACUUCAAAAUCAAGUACAAUUAUCAAUGGAUUUUGGAUUGCUAUUGGAGGAUUUUCUGUAUUAUUUUUAUUAGUAUCAACCUAUUUGUUUAUUCUUUAUCAAUCUCUAUUUAGAGACAUGAAAAUAUUCCAAUAUAUUCUUUAUGCUUUAAUGUUGAUAAUAUCAUCCAGUGGCGUAUUGGGUGUUGUUGCAGAUUUUCAAAAGAUUAUAUCUAGCAGCCGACGUGUUUUCUCGUUGAUUGAUCGUAGACCAUUAGUAUCAUUCCAAGGUGGGGUUGUACCUUCAAGCGACGCAAAGAAUGCUAUUACAUUUGAUUCAGUAUCAUUCCAUCACAAGAGUGGAUCUAUUCUUCUCAACAACGUAUCUUUUACAAUCGAGAAAAAGACUAUUGUUUCAAUAGUUGGCCCAUCUACGUCUGUCACCAAGGAAAUUAUCUUUUCUCUCAUCCAAGGUCUUUACUAUCCAACAAGAGGAUCAGUGUUGAUUGGACGUGUGGAUUCCAAAGCUGUUGACUUGGGUCAUUUCAGAUCAAAGCUUUAUUCAAUAACAGCCAAUACCGUCAUUUUUGAAGGCACUGUUGAACAAAAUAUAAGAUAUGGUUUAUCACAUUUAUCUACACAAAAUAUAAUAGAAGCAUGUAAAAGAGCCAAUUUACAUGACUUUAUCAUUGGAUUGCCUCAUGGAUAUGACAGUAUGAUUGGAAAGGGUGAGAGACUAGCACCAGUUCAUAUUCAAAAGAUAUCUCUUGCCAGAGCAUUCCUCAGAGACCCUACCAUUCUUUUGAUUGAUGAAAGUUCAUGUAUGUUGGAUUCUGGAAAUGAAUUAUUGGAGCCACUAGAACAGUUGAUGCAAUACAGGACCGUCAUUAUACAAGCCAAUCGCAUAGAGACUCUAAUACGUUCCGAACAUGUGUUGGUAUUUGAUGAAUCAAGAUUGGUCGAACAAGGCAAUCACAAGACCUUGGCUUCAAAACCCGAUAACUUUUAUUCUACCUUUGUAUUGAAACAUUUUAAUCAACCCAGUAGUAGUAGUGCAACCAUACAACAAUAA